UGGUUCAUAUGUGGCUAUGUAGAGUGGGGGUUGGAUGAGGUGAAUAUAUAGAUAUGUUUUAUUAAAUUUUUAUUUAUAAUUAUUAAAAUUUAAUUAUCAUCUGAUUUGUGAAACAAAAAAUAAUUCUCUUAUUUUUUUUAAAAAAAAUUAUUCUUUAAAAGUAGGUUUUUAGGUAAUUUUUUCAUGAAAAAUGUUAAAAAAGAGAUGGGCCCUAUGGACAUGGACUGAAUAUCCAAUCCAAAAGGCUCAAAAAGCCCGAUCACAAUUCAGAAUUCCCAGGGCUUCUGAAAUCUCAACGCCGCUUCAUUUUCCAUUGUACAAGCACACCGGACACAGCAAUUAUUGCUUGCAGAAGUUGGCAUGCAGUGAGAGUGAUCAAUUAAAAUGUUUGGAGGUAGAGCGAUCCACCGUUUGCUGAGAGAUAGGCUUCAUUCACAGACCAAUGCCUCUCCGGUUUUGUCUUUUCUUGUUUCCAAGAAAGAGCAGGAAAGCAUUGGGAUAGGCAUGAAGUCCUUGAGGGCACUGGCACUCUUUGGAGCAGGUGUAUCAGGCCUUUUAAGUUUUGCAACAAUAGCAUCCUCUGAUGAGGCCGAACAUGGUUUGGAAGCCCCAAGCUAUCCUUGGCCUCACGAAGGCAUUCUCAGUUCAUAUGACCAUGCUUCGAUUCGUCGUGGUCACCAGGUUUAUCAAGAAGUCUGUGCAUCCUGCCAUUCGAUGUCCCUGAUUUCAUAUCGGGACUUGGUAGGCGUGGCAUAUACAGAGGAGGAAACAAAGGCUAUGGCAGCUGAGAUCGAGGUAGUUGAUGGGCCUAAUGAUGAAGGGGAGAUGUUUACCCGUCCUGGCAAAUUGAGUGAUCGUUUUCCCCAGCCAUAUGCAAAUGAACAGGCAGCUAGGUUUGCGAAUGGAGGGGCCUACCCUCCUGAUUUGAGUCUUAUAACCAAAGCUCGUCAUAAUGGUCAAAAUUAUGUUUUUGCCCUUCUGACUGGUUAUCGUGAUCCUCCUGCUGGAGUUUCGAUUAGAGAAGGAUUGCAUUACAAUGCCUACUUUCCUGGGGGAGCUAUUGCUAUGCCUAAAAUGCUUAAUGAUGGAGCAGUUGAGUACGAAGAUGGUACUCCUGCAACAGAAGCUCAGAUGGGGAAAGAUGUCGUGACGUUUUUAUCAUGGGCUGCAGAGCCAGAAAUGGAAGAACGAAAACUGAUGGGUUUCAAGUGGAUAUUUGUACUAUCAUUGGCACUUCUUCAAGCUGGUUAUUACCGGCGCUUGAGGUGGUCUGUUUUCAAGUCCCGGAAGCUGGUUGUUGAUGUCGUCAACUAGAUUCUCCACAGCUUCCUUGUAAGUUUAUCCACCGGGACGACUUGCAAUCAGCAAAUAAUCAUAUUCUUGUUACUUUCUAUUUUUCUCUUCCAUGUUAGACUGGUUUGAGCAUUUGUUGGUAAUGCACAACAUUUUUGUUCCUAGUGAGGAAGAAAUAAAUAAGAAUUUCAUACUCAUAAAUGACUGUUUUUGGUGUUAAUUUGAGGUGAUGAGAAUUCUCUGUAAGAGUGAAGUUGUAUUGUAUCCUUUUGUACAAUGCAACUGCUCUAUUCUUUAAAAUAAAGUUUCUGCAUUGAACAAA
Messenger RNA from Olea europaea var. sylvestris, 1615 nucleotides. Its product is annotated as cytochrome c1-2, heme protein, mitochondrial. NCBI's taxonomy places the organism in Eukaryota, Viridiplantae, Streptophyta, Magnoliopsida, Lamiales, Oleaceae. Gene Ontology annotation, biological process: mitochondrial electron transport, ubiquinol to cytochrome c. The record is from RefSeq and is a predicted model, not a curated record. The transcript is spliced from 8 exons. The coding region runs from base 385 to 1314 and encodes 309 amino acids. Gene Ontology annotation, molecular function: electron transfer activity; heme binding.